Molecule: messenger RNA, 1437 nt
Organism: Mus musculus (house mouse)
Lineage: Eukaryota; Metazoa; Chordata; Mammalia; Rodentia; Muridae
Product: predicted gene 9839
Exons: 1
Coding region: 1-1437 (478 amino acids)
Source: RefSeq, marked provisional
AUGGAGAAGAAGCCCGAAGCUUCAGGAAAAGGGCAAAAGAGAAAACACCAAGAUGAAAGUAGGAUCGAGAUAGAUUCUGAAGCUUUGGGACAAGAUACAAAAAGGAAAUGCCAGGAUGGAACAAAGAUGGUAUUUAAGGUGCCCGGCAAGGCUCAGAAGAUGACCCCUCAGGAGCCUCCAGACCUAGAGCUUCCUAUAGAACAGUCUAGUAAGGGUCAGGUAAGGAAACCCCAGGGAGAGACUCCAAACCAACCAAAACCCCUAGAGUUGACCGAAGGUCCUCCAGAGCAGGUUGUAACAGGAAGGGUGCCUGCUGAUAGUGGCAAGGGUCACAAGCGGCCCUAUUCUGCCAUGGAGGAAAACGAGCAAAUCCCCCAAAAGGAAAAGAAAAGAAGGUUGCUUCAAAACCUUAAGCUAAUCCUUAUAAAGGCUGGGAAGAUCAAAGGGGGCGAGUCAGAAGACAGUCAUGGAUCAGAAACAACUCUUAGAGAUCCAGAACCAUCUACUGUUGUGGCUCUAAAAGAAUGUCUUUCACCAGACGAGAGAGAAAAGUGUUGUUUUGAGGAGACAUCUGUUACAGAGAAGAAAGGUUGUGUAAAGGUUGAAGGAAGAAGGGGGAAUAGCUUGGAGCCUGGAACACAGGCUCAGAUCAUCCUGGAUAGCAGCAGAGGCAAUAGCUUACUCCCCAACAAGAUGGCAGUACUUGCAGCACAGAAAAAGCCUCUCAGAGACCACGAAAAGCACAGAGAAAUGGAUCAAAUCCUUGAUAUUACAGAGGACAUGGAGAAGGAAAUUGAGAAUGCACUGGGUCCAGGACCCCAAGAGGAAAUCCUAAGUUCCAGAUUUAAGUUGCAAAUCACCAGAGGAGAUAUCCAGACCCUGAAGAACAGUCAGUGGCUCAAUGAUGAGGUCAUCAAUUUCUACAUGAACCUUCUGGUUGAGAGAAAUGAAAACCAAGGCUACCCGGCUCUGCAUGUCUUUAGCACUUUCUUUUACCCCAAACUAAAGCAUAGUGGUUACAGUUCUGUGAAAAGAUGGACUCGAGGCAUCAAUCUCUUUGAAAAAGAACUCAUCUUGGUGCCUAUUCACCAGAGGUUACAUUGGAGCCUGGUGGUAAUCGAUUUAAGAAAACAAAGUAUUGCAUACUUCGAUUCCAUGGGACAGACAGGGAAGUCUAUCUGUGAGACCAUCUUCCAAUAUUUACAAAAUGAGAGCAAGACCCGCAGGAACAUUGAGCUGGACCCUUUGGAGUGGAAGCAGUACAGUGUGACAAUAGAGGAGAUUCCUCUGCAAAUGAAUGGGAGUGACUGUGGAAUGUUUACCUGUAAAUAUGCAGAUUACAUCGCUAGGGACCAGCCUGUGACCUUUUCUCAGCAACACAUGCCCACCUUCAGGAAGAGGAUGGUCUGGGAAAUCCUGCACAGUCAGUUACUGUAA